UUCACAUUCCCUUUGUUCCCUUCACACUAUCUCCUUUUACUUUGGAUAUUUUUCCCGUACUACUAGAGAUUUUCUUUUAAUUUAUUCGAAAUAUUUGAUUGUUAUUAAUUUUUUAUAGAUGAGAUUUUGUUCUCCUACGCAAUGUACAAAUGUAAUACAAAUGACAAACGUUGUUGACACUCAAGAUGGUAGUAGUGACUACAUUCAAUUAAAUCAGUACAAGCUUAUGGAGGAGAUUGCCCAGGGCUCUUACAGUAUUGUCAAAUUGGCAUAUAACGAGCAGGAUCGAAAUUUGUAUGCGUUGAAGGUGCUUGAUAAAUUGAAGUUGGUCAAAAACUUUGCCUGUUUUCGUCCCCCACCUCUCCGAAAGCGUGGAGGAAGUACUCAAAACAAUCCUCCAACCUCCCAACAGUCAUUAUCUGUACACAGAAACCCUUUACAAUUAGUGCAACGAGAAAUUGCCAUAUUAAAGAAACUUGCACAUCCAAAUGUUGUUAAAUUAGUGGAGGAUAAUUUUCUCUAUAUGGUCUUCGAAUAUAUGGAAAGGCGUUCUUUAAUGGAAUUGCCUACUCAAAACCCGUUGAAUGAACAAUUAGCUUGGAAAUAUUUUAGAGAUACACUUAAAGGAUUGGAAUACCUCCACUAUCAAAAAAUUGUACAUCGCGAUCUCAAAAUUGCCGAUUUUGGUGUUUCUUGCGAAUUUGAAGGAAUUGAUGCUUUUUUGACUGGGACUGCUGGUACCCCAGCAUUUAUGGCCCCGGAGGCACUCUCAGAAAACUCAAAUCAGUUUUACAGCGGACGUGCUCAGGAUAUUUGGUCGCUUGGUAUUACAUUAUAUGCCCUUGUUUUUGGAAAUGUGCCUUGGUAUGACCCUUAUGUUAUUGCUCUCUACAAAAAAAUAAAAAAUGAUCCAGUAACCCUUCCAGAGAAUAUACCAAUUAGUGACCCUCUCAAAGGGUUAAUACUUGGGUAG
This is a messenger RNA of Meloidogyne enterolobii, 973 nucleotides long. The record is from the annotation of a GenBank genome assembly. NCBI's taxonomy places the organism in Eukaryota, Metazoa, Nematoda, Chromadorea, Rhabditida, Meloidogynidae.